AUGGAUUAUGGUGAUACAAAAAGGAGAGUAGAACAAGAAAUUUAUGAACAUCAUGUAACCGAAUUGAUCAAAACUGUUCCUUAUCCGAGUCGACGAAGUUCCAUCGAAAAGAAGAUUAUUACGGAAAAGAAAAUAAGUUGUGGAGAGCAAAAAUCUCCACCCGAUUAUAAAACAACAUUAAAAUAUUUACAAGGAGAUAUUUCAUCUUUAGCGGCCGAUACUUCUGAUAGGAGAUAUAGAAAGUUUGAUCAAAGUAUCGGUCGAGACAAAUCACUUCCACAUGAUUCAGACGUAUCUAUAUCGUUUCGAGAAACGAAUGGUAUUACUCCAACUUUGAGUAAGUCAAUUACGAACGUAGACUCAUAUGGUUAUGAUGUCCAUGAAAUACAUACAUCAGAAGGUGGAGCUCGUAUUGUACAAACUCAUGGAAGUGGACUGAUACAUAAUCAUGGUUCUCCAAUUGAACAACGUGAUCGCUCAAUAAGUGAACAAAAGGUGAUUGGUGAUGAAAGUUUUGAACAAAGAACGACGUUAGUCCAGGAACGGGCUGCGUUAAAAUCAGCCGAUUCGAAAGAAGUUGGCUUUCUUGCUUCUUCUCGGCCUACAGUUAGUGGGAUACCUUCAACUAUAACUCCAGGUGUUUAUACUGUGCCAACGCCAACUACUGCGAAAAAUGGAUCGUGGAGACAGAUUAGUGAAAGUUUUUCAAAAUUGCGAUCAGAUGCAUCGCUUAUGACUGGUGGUACUGAUCGUUCGCUUCAUCGCGCGCAAAAAUCAUCUUCUUGUCGGCAGCGAUUCGCAAAAUUUGGCCAAAAAAUUAUAAAUCGAACGCGGUAUCUGAUUAAACAGUCAUUAUUUGCUAUAUAA
Messenger RNA from Dracunculus medinensis (Guinea worm), 867 nucleotides. Lineage: Eukaryota; Metazoa; Nematoda; Chromadorea; Rhabditida; Dracunculidae. The record is from the annotation of a GenBank genome assembly.